AUGGUGGCAACUAUGACCGCUUGCUUGAGAUCAAAGACAAGUACGGUCCCACAGCCAGCCUCUAUGUUCGGUCGGGAGUCGGAAGUCACAAGUGGGACUACAAUUUGA
Molecule: messenger RNA, 108 nt
Organism: Colletotrichum costaricense
Lineage: Eukaryota; Fungi; Ascomycota; Sordariomycetes; Glomerellales; Glomerellaceae
Exons: 1
Coding region: 1-108 (35 amino acids)
Source: RefSeq, a predicted model, not a curated record